Molecule: messenger RNA, 2337 nt
Organism: Schizosaccharomyces octosporus yFS286
Lineage: Eukaryota; Fungi; Ascomycota; Schizosaccharomycetes; Schizosaccharomycetales; Schizosaccharomycetaceae
Product: chitinase
Exons: 1
Coding region: 1-2337 (778 amino acids)
Cellular component (GO): extracellular region
Molecular function (GO): chitinase activity
Source: RefSeq, a predicted model, not a curated record
AUGUACUUUGUAUACUCUUUACUGGUGCUGGCUGUCUUAAGCCAAGUCAGUCGGGCAUUAAAUGUCAGCGAUCGAUCUUCAGUGGUUAAUUACUGGAGUUUCGAUUUAUCUAGCGAUGUUGGCUACGGUGACCAAAAGCGACUUGCAAACUAUUGUGAGUCUUCCAAGAAUGAUAUUGUCGUUCUAUCCUCUGUUAUUGAUUUUAAUACCAGCGGCUGGCCUAUUCAUGACUUUUCGAAGUUGUGCAGCGAUGGAGAAAAGUCAAACGAUGCAGACCUGAAACAUUGUCCUCAGAUGGAGAUGGACAUUCAAACCUGUCAGAAGAAUGGCAUCAAAGUACUGCUUUCCAUUGGUGGUUUAAUUGACAAUUCUACUCUUGACGAUGAAGAGGAUGGUCCAAAAAUUGCUUCCCAAUUAUGGAAUGUCUUUGGCGGUGGUGAAGACGUAUACCGUCCUUUUGGAAAAGCUGUUGUUGAUGGCUUUAAUUUAGAAGUCAGUGAAGGUAAUAAUGCUACUAACACUGCUUCUGCAAAACAAUUUUUCCAGAUCUUCGCUUCAAAUCCCGAUCACAAAUACCAUUUGUCUACUGCUACUCCUAUUGCCAGGUUCAAUGAAAAUAUGCCGAUGAACGGUACUGCUAAGAGCUAUUUUGCUUUUCUUUCCUCGCACGCAAUAAACUCUUCUAUUGGUGUUGGAAACGAAAACCACAAUAGUACUUCAUCAAGUCUCAACGUUAAUAAGAAUGCGCAGUCUAAUUCAACCGUGGCAAUUCAAUCAACUUCAGCCUCUAUUAUUACUCAUUAUACUUCUUCUAUGAUUACUUCAGAUAACUCCCACACGACGGUACCGACAACAUCAUCCGCACCUUCUUUACUUAAGUCAACUUUGCCUUCAGUCAAUCCAUCACCAAUUUCUGAAGCUCGUAGAGGUAUUAUGACAGAAUCUUUUGACAUCUUUAAUACCUUCACACACAAAGUGCCUUUUCAGACAUUGUCUUCAUACACUUACUUGAGUACUUUUGAUUCGGAUAGCAUUGUUGCUUUUACUUCUCAUUAUACCAUAGGAGAUCAAAAUACCGCACCGAAUGCUGGAUUGGGUAACCCAAGCUCUUCAACACCUAUUCCCACUUCUACUAGUAUGUCAAGUACUUUUACCCCUACCGCUUCUUCGUCACCUUCUACUAAACGGCCUUCGCAAGUACCCUCUUCAAGUUCUUCUAGCUUACCCGGUAGUAGCUGGUCUACUAUGAAUCCUUCUUCCAGUUCUUCUGCCACACCUUACAAUCCUUGGUCUUCAGCAGAGCCCUCUUCAAGUUCUUCUAGGUCACCCGUUAGUAGCUGGUCUACUAUGAAUCCUUCUUCCAGUUCUUCUGCCACACCUUACAAUCCUUGGUCUUCAGCAGAGCCCUCUUCAAGUUCUUCUAGGUCACCCGUUAGUAGCUGGUCUACUAUGAAUCCUUCUUCCAGUUCUUCUGCCACACCUUACAAUCCUUGGUCUUCAGCAGAGCCCUCUCCAAGUUCUUCUAGCUCACCCGGUAGUAGCUGGUCUACUAUGAAUCCUUCUUCCAGUUCUUCUGCCACACCUUACAAUCCUUGGUCUUCACCUAUGCCCUCUCCAAGUUCUUCUAGUUCACCCGUUAGUAGCUGGACUACUAUGAAUCCUUCCUCCAGCUCUUCUGCCACACCUUCCAGUUCUUGGUCUUCACCUAUGCCUUCUUCAAGUUCUUCUAGGUCACCCAUUAGUAGCUGGUCUACUAUGAAUCCUUCUUCCAGUUCUUAUGCCACACCAUCUAGUUUUUGGUCUUCACCUAUGCCCUCUCCAAGUUCUUCUAGUUCACCCAUUAGUAGCUGGACUACUAUGAAUCCUUCCUCCAGCUCUUCUGCCACACCUUCCAGUUCUUGGUCUUCACCUAUGCCUUCUUCAAGUUCUUCUAAUUCUCCCGUUAGUAGCUGGUCUACUAUGAAUCCUUCCUCCAGCUCUUCUGCCACACCUUCCAAUUCUUGGUCUUCAGCGGUACCCUCUUCAAGUCCUGUUCAAUCGUCAUCCAGUGCUUCUUCUACCAGUAGCUUCUCUUCAAAUACAUAUACCUCAAUGCCUAUUGCUACUAGUAACAGCGUCAAUUCGAAUGUGGACUCAGCUGGACUGUGGUAUCUGACGGCUUUCUCUACUUUCAGAGUUCCUGAUGGGUUCGCUUGGUCGAAUAUCAAUGGAUUUUCAGUUUUAAUGCCAACGGGAGGCGACUUUAAUAAACGUAACGUUAAUACUAGAGCUACUGCAAGUCCAUUACCUUCAGCUACAUGGAGCACAAUUAUCACUCAAGCAUCAGCCCCUUAUUGA